AGUGAUCUGAACAUUGUUAGCGGAGAUCGAGAGAGUUGCUCCCCUUUAGGAAUCCGCGAUACCCCUGGUCCGCAGCUUGGCUUAAUGUUUGAACGGGACACAUUGUACUGACUAUGAACCGUACGCGUCUGCGAUAGCUUUUCAUUUCCCUAAUUCACAAGGACUGGUUUGCGGUCUCGCUGUAACCACAGCGAACGUAUUUUAUCGUAUAUGACUUUGUUUCAUAGAUGUGUAUUUAUCGUGUUUGCAACAGAUUGUAUUUGAGCUGGUUUUACUAAGUGUUCGUACUCUCCAAGAAACAUCAGCAGUAGCCGCCAUCAGUGAUACCUCGUUAAUCUGGACUCCUACCAGUGAACACGUCCGGAUUACCGCAUCGACAAGCCAUUACAAAAACAAAUCACCAGCCCGUACACCACAGCGGCCGUCGACCGUGAUGACAGAUGGUGAACUGGGGACAAAGGGGAGCAACCGCUAGCUGAAGACAAAAUGCAAAUGUGGAGGUUCUGACGGUAUCGCUUGUUGUUGCUCUAAACUGAACAUCGGUUUCAGUGUGUGAACUCUGACGAAGACAGGUCGUAUUUCAAGUGUUUGCUCAAUGGUCAUGUUAUUGAAUUAUUUGUAAUUGUGCACCUCGUACAUUGUGUUAUCUCUCGUCAACAUGUGGUCUUAAUUUGUUCACAAAAUUAUCGGCGUUCAACUAUAAUGGAAUCCCAGACGUUGUCGUCAAGUUUGGAUGAAACUGGUCAUCGGUAUUGGGUCAGUUUCUCGAACUCUUCCUUCGCGAAAGGGUCUACUUCCCACGCCCAUAAAGGAUUUCUUAACGGAAUGGGACCGAGGUCUGGUGAAAAAGCCAUAGUUAAAGCAUUUAGGAAUGAACCAGGGACGCAAAGCAGAUGUGAUACAGAAAUAGCCAAGUCUGAAAAGGCUGAAGAACUUGCAAAGCUUUUCAACAGGAAAUUCUCCGAAAACAACCUAAACAUCGCCUUUGCAGAACCUUUGAAAGCGCUUAUGGAUCGGAUAGCUUUGAUUGACGUGUUUUCCUUCAGCCGCAGAAGGCUCAAUGGUAGAGAGUGGGUGCUUAUUGAACAGAACAUGGGGAAGAGGUUCCAAGUGUUUGUGAAGCGCCACGGUGAAGUAAGCAGGACCAUACAUCCGUUGCUACCCGCGUUUAUGCAUUUCAGUUACCAUCACACUGGUGGGGAUCUCUUGGUGUGUGGACUCAAAGGUGCUGCUGAUGAAGUCGGGUGGACAUUGAAGAUACCCACCAUCCAUUCCGUUAAGCAGGAGUACGGCUUGUCGGACUGUGGUGAGAGUGGGAUAAUGCAGGUGUUUAGUAGACAUGAAUGCAACUACAUCUGCGAGGGGAUGCAGCUACCAAACCUGGCUCAAAGAAUGACGGUUGGUGAACUGAGUCCAAGACUUGAACAUAACCGAAGUUCACCGAUUCCCAUGUUCCAGAGACAGCCAAGUGCACCUUUUGACCCGGAAGUGUUCUGUGACCCUUUGUCUCCCAUGAUGCAAGGCUAUCUGCCUUCACCCCCUCCCUACUUCCAGCAACCGUUUGCUAACAUGGGACAAACAUUGUUUUAUUUGAGCGAUCCGGGAACGUUCGGCAGCUGUGAUGAUGAAACGUUUUUCAAGAAAUGAACAUUCCAACAAGACGAACGUUACGAACGCUUGAAUUGUACAUGGAGGAUAAGUAGAGGUUAUAAUUACCAGCGCUUAAGAACCAUAAGGUUCCACAUAGAUCCAGCUUCUGUGCAAAAUGCUUCGUUGUCUUAUUCACAGGACAACACCAUGUUGUUAUAAUCAACAUAGUACCACGCAAAAUAAGUCAUGUGUUGAAAAUGGACCGGUUCUGCACCUGGAUCUCUUAACACCUUAACAUAUCACGUACAUGCAAGAAGCUUUUGAAGCAUUGAAUGACUAACCUAUGUUCUGCUUUUUUGAUCGCACACUAGAUCUUUGUUUGUUGCAAAAAAGAUAUGAAACAUGUAUCGCCAUAUAAAACAUUUGAAUACAA
Molecule: messenger RNA, 2023 nt
Organism: Haliotis rufescens (red abalone)
Lineage: Eukaryota; Metazoa; Mollusca; Gastropoda; Lepetellida; Haliotidae
Exons: 3
Coding region: 703-1647 (314 amino acids)
Biological process (GO): protein phosphorylation
Molecular function (GO): protein serine/threonine kinase activity; ATP binding
Source: RefSeq, a predicted model, not a curated record